CGGUCCAAGAAGCCUACAACGAUCCAAUUUUUAUGGAACGGUACGGUAAGUCGAAGAAGCCGAGAGACCGACAGAGACCGAGGUGGGGAGAAAGGGAGCCAUGGAGGCGGGGCUGGAGCAGGUGGCGGAGGUGGAGGGGACGACGGCGACGUGGCUGAAGAAGGACCCCCUGAUGUACACCGCGGCCACCAGGCACCCGAUGAUCCUCAGCAUCCGAGAUGGGUCCAUCGACCUCAGCUCCUUCAGACGGUGGCUGGGACAGGAUUACUUGUUUGUUAGAGCUUUUGUUCCUUUUGUAUCAAGCGUGUUACUGAAGGCUUGCCGUGAGUCCGACGAUAACUCCGACAUGGAAGUCUUACUAAGCGGCUUGGCUGCUCUAAACGACGAGAUUGCAUGGUUCAAGAAAGAAGCCUCCAAAUGGGGCGUUGUACUGUCUUCCAUUGCCCCUCAGAAGGUGAACGAAGACUACUGCAGGUUUUUGGAGAGUUUGAUGGGACCGGACGUCGAGUACACGGUAGCAGUAACCGCGCUUUGGGCUAUCGAGCUCGUCUACCAACAGAGCUUUGCCUACUGCCUCGAAGAGGGCUCUAGGACUCCACCGGAACUUGCCGAGACGUGCCGAAGAUGGGGGAACGAAGGUUUUGGCCAGUACUGCCGGUCACUCCAAAAGAUCGCGGACCGCCGGCUGCUGAGGGCUACCAAUGAGGAACUCAAGAAAGCCCAAGCCGUGUUUUUCCGCGUGCUCGAGCACGAGGUGGAGUUUUGGAACAUGAGUCGCGGAUGAACUCACCAUGUGUGUAGCUUCCUGAGCUUUCAAAGGAGGGCAUGGCCAUGGGGUGGCUAAGAUCACAAUGUUGAUCGAUCUUGUACAUAUUUCUGGACUGUGUGGUCACGUUCGGUGUGGUGGAGUUUUGUCUUAGUGUCCUGUGCGUUCAAUGCAUCAGCUUACCUUCA
Molecule: messenger RNA, 954 nt
Organism: Syzygium oleosum
Lineage: Eukaryota; Viridiplantae; Streptophyta; Magnoliopsida; Myrtales; Myrtaceae
Product: probable bifunctional TENA-E protein
Exons: 3
Coding region: 101-784 (227 amino acids)
Cellular component (GO): cytosol
Source: RefSeq, a predicted model, not a curated record